AUGCGUCAUCUGAGCUGGAGGCCUAGAAUCUGCCAAGAAGACUACUUCGACAAAAGAAAGCAAGUAUGGAUUGAUGUGUUGCUUGGAAGAAGUUGGUCAGUAAAACCCUGUAACGGCCUAACUCGCCUCGGGGAAUCUGUAUUUGGGAUUGCCCAAGAUGGUUGUAUUGCCCAUUUUUAUUGCUGCUUAACCUCGUCAUUUUACCUCUUCUCUCUGUAUUCCUCUUCCUCUGGAUCCGCAUCCUCGGUUCCUCUGCGCCGCCUCAUCCAGAGGGCAGAUCACGAAUGUCUUGUGCAUGAAUUGCACACACACAUGCACCAAUUGCGACUUGCUCGGGAGGAGGUCGAGCUGAUGCGACAACAGUUCGGCGAACUACAGGCCGCCCUGCAAGACGCCCAACUGAUCAUUACAGAACAGCAGGAUCAGUUGAACGAGUACCGACGACGAGUUGCACAAAGCCAGCACGACGCUGAAGAGUACAAGGUGAAGCAGACUGCUGCAUGUGGGUCUCAUGUUGCCUGGCCCCGGGCGGGGAGGCGUUAG
Messenger RNA from Protopolystoma xenopodis, 543 nucleotides. Lineage: Eukaryota; Metazoa; Platyhelminthes; Monogenea; Polystomatidea; Polystomatidae. The record is from the annotation of a GenBank genome assembly.